AGUUGGUUGCUCGCUCGGUGUUCAUCAUCGCUUGACUGAUUCGCUGGCAGGUUUCGCUGCUGCAGUUGACACUGUAUUCAGUCUGAGCAGUGAAUGAGCGUUGGUAGAUACUUGCCAGUUGCUCACCUAUUCCUUUACUGAUUGACUGACUGCCUAUGUGGUGCUUAUAUACCCGCCGACAUCAGCCCCCGUUACUGAAAGGUGGCGCGAUUGUGAGGUCUGUCGUCAGUCUAGGAGACAGAUAGACAGGGACAUUCCUGCUGGGGCUAUUGUAAGUACUUGCCUGUAGGGAUUGCUUUUCUCUUCGGCGAAUUCCUCCCGAACAGUGAUUGUGCGAGAUAGAAUCUCUGUAAGCCAUCAUCGUCAGGAUCAGUUGUCAGCUUGACACACAGAUGUGGUAUUGAAGUCGUGUGAGCUCUACUGUACUGUGCAUGUCCUUGUCUGUGUUAACUUGGAAACAUUGCCAAAGUGACGGCUGUUAUCGUAGUUGGCAACCUAAAAAGAAGGGAUAUGAGCAGUGCUGGCAACGAACAAAUUGCGGCUGCGAACAUGAAGAGGUCGCUGGUGGCUUUUGUAAAACGCCAAACCGGCCUCGAUGUUGAAAGUGUCAUCGAUGAUAUUCUGGUUAAGUAUUUACUGGCGAUGGUCGACCCCGAGAUGAUGGACUCCGACGAGUUCGAUGUUAAUGGUUUACGAGAAAUGCUUUCCGCGUACAUCCCAGAAGUUGAUCAAAUAACUGAUGGUCAAUUGGCUCAAUGGGUGGCAGAUACGUCGUCGCUUCUCGUAUCUUUAGGAGAAGAAUCACCUUCGCCUCCAGAGUCAAUGGUCUCGUUUCGCGCCAUCGAACCGAUCGGGCCCCCAGUCAGCCAGGCCGUCCCGAAAGGACGUAAAGACCAGCCGCCUUCACAAAGUAAUGGAUACACCCAUGACACCGAAAUUAAAGCCAAAGGAAAAAUUGAUGAUACUCGGGUGGAUGAAUUGGCUCUCGAGGCAUUAGCAGAGAUGUUUCCACACAAGAACGCUCUUCGCAUCCGCAAGAGUCUUCUGAUCGCUAAUGGGGAGGUAGAUGCUGCUGCACAGCUGCUUCUUCAAGAUGACGGGGUAGCGAUGGGCAGUGACGAGUUACUUCUUAGCUCGACACAGAUGGCCGCACAAAGAACACAUGUCGAUGAAAAGACACUCCGCGAUCAAAUCAUUAACCGAUAUGCUUAUGUGGACGUUGACGAAGAUAAAAAGGAGCAUAAGCCAGUUGUGCCUAAGUCUGAACCUAAAAAACUCAUUCGUUAUCGAGACAACAAAGUGGUCUCCGUUAAGGGUGAACGAUUUACUAUAGAAAAGAAAUCACAAGAGGUCGAGAACUGACGUUCGCCUAAGGGGAUGCCUUCAGGUCCCCGAAGUUCGGGUCGGCCAAGGGCUUUUGCUCCCGCCCCUAUACCGCCACAGCUAAAGCAUACCCAACAAACACUACUACCAUUGCCAUUAUCAUUGAUUGUACUAUUGCUAUCUACAAGUCUACAAGUAAUAUUGCUAUUAGUCUUAGUAUUAUUAAUGUUAUCACAAUUCGUUGUAUUGCAAUGGACAUGUUCGGCAUCGAAUCAGACGUACAAUGCCAGUACAGUUGGUAAGAUGUGUCUUUAUAAAACCUUGAUAAGCGCGCCGGUCGUAACAGAUAUCUUGAUCUUUGUUCAGUAUUUCAUUAAAACGCUAAAUCGUAAAAAUACUGAAGCUGAUUUAUCGCUGCACUUCGCAAUCGCGACAACGGCAACAACAUGGGAGACAACUGGAAGUGUAGUAAGAGCGAUAACAGUGAUUAUUCUAUUGUUGUUAUUAUUAUUAUCAUUAGAAACUAUUCGGUUGAGACAGAAAUCGUCAUUUGAACUAGAAUUAUUGGUAUGGACAGCGUGUGUCCAGAUGAAUCCGGCGGAUGUGUUCUGGGGCAGUCGACAGUCAGAGGCUUUGAGGAUGCGGUAACCCAGGUAGACAUUAGGAGGUGUCGACGUUUGACUGUCUUUAUAUGUUGUUAUUGCAAUAGCUCUUAAUGAUCUCUACUCAUAGAAAAGUGUAGGCGGUAGCCAUGUCUCAAAUGCCGGUCGUCCCUUGAAUUUAUGAUGCAGAGGGUAAGCCUACCUCUAGAAAAUCAAUAGGGAGAAGUACAGAAAGCACAAAAACAGGUUCUGAUGGAAUACGUAAACGAUAAUUGUAAAUGCUUGAAGGCAGAGUCUAAUACUGAACUCAAGAGGAUUAGCCCAAAACUAAAUCGCAUUGGGACCUAACGAACAACCUAAAAAUUCUUAAAAGAAGCUAUUUAAGGAUAGAAAAUGUAAGCAGACAAUUUACGUCACCAUCUCAAAAUUCCGCAUAAUGCACUACCUGCACACAGCGUAACCAAGCCGGUAUAGCGCUCUUCAAGUGAAACUACCACUUCCUAGUGGCCACAAUAUAUUUUUACUAUACUUGUUUUAAAACAAUUAUAGUUAUUGUGUUCUGGUAAUAAAAAGAAGAAACGGCAAAAUUGGUUUAUAAUAAAGACGUGCAUUUUUUAACUUCCUGGGUAAUUUUCGGGCUGCAUUACAAAUUAACGCAAUCAUAAUGACAAAAAGGUAUUUUGUACAGGCAUAUCCGUUCUCGAUCUGAAAGAAUCACAGAUCAAUUUAUGGGCUCUCUUAGACAGCCCAUCAAGGGCGACGGCACUAGUGAGACACAAUAUGGUCACACGAAUGUUCUGAUUCAGCUUCGUGUGUUACUUUAGCUUUAACUACUCGGCCAUUUUCUCUUGUUGUGAUACCACCUUAGUAUUGUAGAAAAGAUAACAGCAGGCUACUUUUUUUUUAGGCAUUUAGUUACCUGUGUAUCUUAAGUAACAUAACUUUGUACGUCCCUGCUCUGUAAUUGUUGUAGGUUUUUCACCUGCGCCAUUUAGUUUUCUUCUUCAUGGUUAUCAAAAUCAUGAAACAUAAUCAUCGAAACGAAAUGACGUAGCUGACUUAAGGCCAGCGUAACUCUCCAAGAAAAACUUCUGAUUUUUCUAAAUAUAAACAAAUCUGCUACAACUUACCCACGUUUAUUUAUAGUAGAGAAUACCUCGGUAAAAAAAAGUUUGGUUGUUUAUACGGACCACAAUACACCGAGUAAAUUUUAGGCUGGUGGAAUUUGGAUACGUUUGGUUGAAGAAGUCAGUUUGAAUCUGCAAACAUAGCACUGAUCUCGAACGCUAGGCGUCGUAAAUAAGUGCUAUCAAAUUACCAGAACGAAACGAGAUGUAAAGUAGUUAAUUGGCCCUACUAUGCAUUCGCAAUCUAACCUUUAAUCAGUAACCAUCAAAUUAGGCGGCUUUUGAGCUUCUGAAACUCCAGUACUCUUACGUAUUUUAUCGUUCGGAAACUUUUGCCAACAUCUAUACAUGUAUACAUACAGACAUAUGUAAACAAAUUACAUAGACGCACAUACAAACGUGUACACACAAAAAGCUAUCAACGUAUGUUCCAUUGGUGUUAAAUAGACAUUAAUACAACGGUCGAUAAACAAAGAAUGGCCCUUAGGUGUUUGUUAACCGAAUGUUGUCGACAUUACUCCUCAAACAGCCGCCGGACGGUCUGAUAUUAUUGAUCGUUGAAAUAUCGAGUAUCGCCUCCUUAAAUAUGCCAAUGGUGCAAUCAGAGGCGCCUUACGUAGAUCUAUUUGAUCGUUUUCAUGGAGAAAGGUGGAAGAGAAAUAAUUGGAUACGAACUGACUAAAUGACCUGAUGAUGACUCUCUUAAAUUGUUCUAGUCGACUGUCUUAGGUUACCAGUGUCGCAGUAUCAUGCAUGGAUAAGCACAGGUUUGCAAUACUACAAAUCAUCAACAUAAACCAAAAACCUAUCUCCGAGCCCAAUCUUCCGUUAUGGUAUUAGCAAUACCUAAAUUUCCCGAGUACACACUUAGUUAUACUAUCGACUCAGUGUUUGAGCUAUGAAUGAGUAGUAUGGAACCGCUCUUUACGGGUCACUUGAAGAAAUGCCGCAAAUACUAUAUACACGCAUAUUGGAAUACCAUGUACUUCAUUCACCCAAUGACGUUUUUAUAUGGACCUCUCAGAUUAGCUAUAUGGCUAGCAUUGGAAGAAACACACUGUAGGUGUGCUGCUAGAAGAUAAAAAACCAACUAAAGGUCAUCAUCAGGCUUGUUUCCUUAAAAAAUAUAUUAGAUAUAUAUUCUUCAACGUGGCAGCGUUUAUCUAUAUUCGACUAAUUGUCAUUGUGGCACAAUCCGUAAGCUAAAAUAUAGCUUUUUAUUUCAUCGCCGAGCGAGUACUUUUUAAUGGUCUUUAUUGUGACAGUAGAUACAAGUAACGAGUAAGGAUGUUCAAUGUACCAUAUAUAAGUAACUUUUACUUGUUUUUUAUUUUUUAAAAGACUACGUGUACUUAGCAUGUGUUUAGUUCCUCUUGAGGUUGUCCGUAAUUCACUUUUUAUAAUUGUAAUCAUUUACUGAAAACAAUUAUAAUUUAGAUUAUUAAUUUACUUAAUAUUUAAUAGUAAUUAAAAUAAUAAAAUAAUAAAUACAUACAUCGUGGCUUGUGAUACAAUUAUGCCAUUUAUUCUCACGCAAUACAUUUUUUACUACAUUUUCUCCUUCGAUCUUGUGAAAUCACUGAAAAGUAUAAUUUACUUCAAAAAUUAUUGGAUUUUUACAUAUAAUUUCCAGAACAAAGUGAGUCUAUCCCUCUGUCCCUCUCCUUUCCCUUUACAGCCUUUUUUCAUCAUUAAUGAGCCGAUAUUGUUAGAAGAGCUCUUACUGGUAUACUCUCGAUGUAUUUGAGUCGCGCGCACGAAAUCCGCACUUCUCUCACAACAAGUGUCAUUUUCAUAAACGUCUACUUCUAGCGUUAAUGACUUUAACCUAUUCAGCAGUCAUUGCACGUCGUUAAUAA
Messenger RNA from Varroa destructor (honeybee mite), 4911 nucleotides. RefSeq names its product CUE domain-containing protein 2-A. NCBI's taxonomy places the organism in Eukaryota, Metazoa, Arthropoda, Arachnida, Mesostigmata, Varroidae. The record is from RefSeq and is a predicted model, not a curated record.